AACUUUGUCGAGAUCGAAUCCCGUCCGAGUGGUCGGGCUACAGACACGGUUAUCAGUGGCUGAGACUGGCAGCGAAGAGAGGGAGGAUGUCGGCGAGCUUCAGAUCGAGUGGUCCGUCAGGUGGAGAGGCGGGGGUCGGUCGAAGUUACAUUAUAUUCUAUUCACGUCCUACUGUCGCGUGGAUCCUUGCUUCUGCUUGGCUCGUCACGAGUUGAUGCGAGUGAUAGCGAAUGAUCGCGAGUGACCAAUUUGCAUGGGAUUCAAUUGGAUUUCAAUUAAUCAUCCUUUUGAUCACCUCUCUUAUCAACGCCCAUCAUCCAUCUUUACUACGUCCCUUUCCACCAUGCUUACCUUUAACAGUGAAGUCGCGGAAUUGGCCAGCGCGCUCGCUCUGCAAGCUCCCGGCACUGACGCUCCUUUAGACGUGCUGGGGGACUGGGGACGAGAAGUCGUGCGAUUUCUGACUUGGCUCGACACCGAGGAACGCAAGGAGUUAUUCACGCUUACGGCGGUCUCCGAGCUCCAAACAACCUUCCGAGACCAGGUGGAUACACGCCGCUACCACCCUUUUCGAUCUUGGGGUCGCCGGUGGCUUCCCCUUACUGCUCAGGCUUGGGAAGCAAAAAUGCAAGCUUUAAUGGCGACGCCCGUGAUCAAGGAUUCUUUCGCUAGCACCCAGUCGUCUUCGCUUGCUGUCGUCACUCUCUCUGAAUCUUCUAACAAGGGCAAAGGCGAUGGCCGCGCAGGUGCAGGCGAUAGGGAAACUGACGAGGAGUCUCCUGCGCGUGGCGCUCACCCUUCUCAGGCUAAACGUUGUCGAGAGGAAACAUUGCAAGGCGACAGAGGGCCUUCUGAUGUCCAAACGUCUUACUCACUCGCGGACCAUCCUUCCAAUCGGCGUCGGCUCCCACCCUCCGUAAAGAAACCAGCUCCUGCGCUCCCGCGCAUGCCUCCACCCAAACGCCGCACUGUCAACGAGCUAAUGCAAGAGAAAAAGCUGCGAGAUCCUCGCGCUGUGGUGCUUGAAUGCCAGAGAUGCACGGAAAGACCCUCGGCGAUGAGGCCCUGCCUCACCGUACUUCGUCUGUCGUGGCAGACUGAUGAAUACGAGCUGUCGGACCGUUGCAUGCGCUGCAUUAUAGAGCAUCAAAAGUGUGAGUGGACUGCUGAUGCUAUUUCUAAGAAUGCAGAACACCGUUUGCACGUCUCCACAAAACUCUUCUCACUCACUGUGGACCAGCCGGCAGCUUCAAAGCCGUUAGGGCCAACGUUGACUCAGUCGAUUGCCCCUGUUCCUCACGUCUCCACAAAACUCUUCUCACUCGCUGAGGACCAGCCGGCAGCUUCAAAGCCGUUAGUGCCAACGUCGACUCAGUCGAUUGCCCCUGUUUCUCACGUAGCUAUCAAUUCGUCGCACAAGAACACGGUGAAGGCAACUUCUUCCAAUCGGCCUGUACCCGGCCCUUCCUCUGCUAUUGCGACAAAGCAGGCAAAGCAUACUUCCCGCAUCAUGCCCCAGCUGCCUACGCCAAAGCGCUCCACUUCACCUAUUUCAAUUGAGAUAAUGGAACUGUUGUAAAAAAAUUCGUGAACGAUCUCAUUGCAUCAAGGUUCCAAAGGAAGGCUGCGGUCAUGCGCGAAAUCCUAAUGCCCACGAGAUCAGAAUCUAUGCCUUCCCCGUUCGCUACUUCACGACCUGUGGCACCCUAUCUUCACUGGCACGGAGCUCUCGAUUGCCUCAGGCUUGCGAUCUUUACUUUAUUGACAAGUUCCCUAGCUACAGGCUUGUCAUCUCAUGCAGUAGAUGUCGAGCACCUUCUACUGG
Suillus bovinus is the source of this 1825-nucleotide messenger RNA. RefSeq lists its product as uncharacterized. The transcript has 5 exons. The coding region runs from base 254 to 1579 and encodes 441 amino acids. The record is from RefSeq and is a predicted model, not a curated record. Lineage: Eukaryota; Fungi; Basidiomycota; Agaricomycetes; Boletales; Suillaceae.